Messenger RNA from Rhipicephalus sanguineus (brown dog tick), 1833 nucleotides. RefSeq lists its product as uncharacterized. The coding region runs from base 46 to 1773 and encodes 575 amino acids. Lineage: Eukaryota; Metazoa; Arthropoda; Arachnida; Ixodida; Ixodidae. The transcript is spliced from 3 exons. The record is from RefSeq and is a predicted model, not a curated record.
GAGCCAUUCACACAGGUCGAGAAGCCUUAAAACGCUCUGCCGAAAAUGUGCGUUCGUCUCACCCCCGACCAAGGUAUCGACAGCCUGGUCCACCAGAUCGAGAAGUUCGAGACACCGUUGGAUGUCGUAGAGCUGGACCUCACGAACUGCAUUCAUCUCGACACCGACGAAGUGAUUCCCAUCAUAAAGGAAUGCCAGUCCACCGAUUCACUUCGAUGCUUAAGCUGCUCCAUCCGACCGGGUGCCCUGGUGACGUUAAUAUUGGGGCACAUGCACCACCUUGUCCGCCUAGAGCUCACCCUCGUGUGCGAGACGGCCGAGGAGGUGGGAGAGUAUCCCGACAAGCACGAAAUGGCGAACCGAUACAUCCUUCCCGACCUGCGCAGCAUAUACGUCGAGAUGGCCUACGACGCGAGCUUCCUACUUUUUGACAAGAUUCUGCGAGAAAGCCUGAACCUGGAAGAUCUCCACGUGCACUUCCUGCGCGGUAGCUUCGAGAACGCCCUCGUCGCGUGCAAGGUCCUCUGCGAGCAGGCCAUCCGUCUGGAAAAAUUCACGUUCACCUCCGAACAGCCGCCGUACUGCCAACAGCUCUCCUCGCCGUUGGAGUUGUUCAACUGCAUGUCUGUGUGCGCCAACGUCGAGUACCGCAAGCUGAGCGGCUUCAUGUCCUUCUUCGCGCUCCACGACCUCGCGGAGGACUGCUGCAAGAUGCGUUGCAUGCCGAAUCAGACUACCUUGGCUGCCGUUCACACCGAGGGCAAAACCCUCGCCGCUGAAACGAUGCGAGCAGCCUUCCGCGGGCACAACUGGUCGUGGAUCAAUCGAGUGUGCUUUGUCUUGCUACCAGAAGACCCUUCGAGCCUCGUUUACCCGCAGGCGGGCCUGGCGUACCGCGAUAGCCUUCUCUUUUUCUUCGCCUCUACGUUCAGGUACAUCCUAGAGCUCAACAUCAGCUCAUUUCACUUCGCACCCGACCUCGACGUCAAGGAACUGCUUCAGGAUGCCACGCUGGCAAAGCUACGGUACCUGCGAUCGCUUUCGGCGACCCCUUGCGGCUUGCGUCGCCUGUCGGCUCUGCGCCUACUGGCGCAGCACUGCCAAGACUUCACUGAACUUGACGUCCGCUACGAGAAGAAGGGAGGCGUGGUCCGCUGUGCCGGCUGUGAAGCGGACGUCCCCCUGGACCCCGACGCGCCGACCAGAGUUCCGGGCGGCUCGGUCGGUUUUAGGAAUCGGCUCGUCCGGCUCACCGUGUGCGGCGUGAGGUUCCCCGUGGGCCUGCACUUCAUCGAGUGCUCCGGCCCGACCACGAUGGUGCGACUCUCCGGCUGCUCCGACCUCUCGAACCAGCACUGCACGCAUCUGGCUAAGCUACUCUCCGAAAGAAGCGCUCCCAUCUGCCUUGUCCUUAGGCACGGAUGUCUGCAAAUUCACGACGCCUCUAUGGUGGCCAACCUUUCUAGCGUCCAGAGCCUGUUGUACUUGUACCUUCUGUCGACGGUGGCCUACCCGGACGAAGUCGCAGAGUCCUGCUUCCUUGCGCUAAGGACUACCCUCAAUCGCCUGCGGUACCUUCACUUCCAUUACCUAUCCCUGAACGGCGUGGACCGGAGUCUCACGUGGUUGCGUAGCGAGGACGAUCCACAGGACGGCGGCGAGCUGCUUCGCAACGCUCCCUGCUUCCAGUGUUGCUCGACCGCGACGUUUAUAGGACUCGCCAAGCCCAUGAACCGAGAGUUCGUGCCGCAUGCGCAGGCUAAGCCUCGGUGACCGUCUGACCAAUAUUAGCUGCUUGCUGAAUUUUCAACACUGUAAAUGUGCGCGGACGGU